UCUGCUCCUGCUGCCUUGUGGGAAUGAUAGAAGGAAGGCGGAGCUCAGACCAGGGGAAAAUGGCCGCCGCUCCUGACGUCACUACUCGGCCUGGGAACCUAUUGCUGCAGCCGGACUGGUCUACAAGAAAAUGGCCGCCGGCCUCCUGCACUGAGGACAUCUAUGGUUCAAAUAUUACUGGGGCGGAGGUGCGGGCGUGGUGUAGAGGGGAAGGGCCAAUAACCAGAAAGCAGCCUUUGCCAAUCAUGACCUACUUCCGGACUGUGCGUUCCACCUUACUUCCGGACUGUGCGUUCCACAUACAGGAAGUGAGUUUUCAUCGACUGCUGCUGCCUCCCAGUGUCCGUGGAGAUCAGGGUUACACAGUUGUGAAGAAGAUAUCUGGUGAGUGUGAGACACCCAGCAGCCAUCCUCUUGUGUCAGGCGGACUAAGCACGACCCACAGCCCCAUCACGGUGCCUCCACCUCACUCACUAAUACAUGAGAGACACAGUGACCAGAAGAUCCUGGAACUCACCAACAAGAUCAUUCAGCUGCUGAAAGGAGAGGAGGGGGAAUAUAUAGAGGAACACAGGGGUCUGUACAAGGACAUGAUGAUGGAGAAUCACCGGCCCCUCACAUCACUGGAUGGGCCCAGUAACAGAGAUACCCCAGAGAGAUGUCCCCGUCUCCUGUAUUACCAGGAUUGUACAGAGGAGAAUCACAGGAUCCCACAGGAGGAUCAGGUAGAACGUCUGUCUAAUAUUAAAACAGAAGAUACAGAGGGAGAAGAAGAGACGUAUGUGACUGAUAUAAAGGCAGAAGAUAUAGAGGGAGAAGAAGAGACGUAUGUGACUGAUAUGAAGGCAGAAGAUAUAGAGGGAGAAGAAGAGAUGUAUGUGACUGAUAUAAAGGCAGAAGAUAUAGAGGGAGAAGAAGAGACAUAUGUGACUGAUAUAAAGGCAGAAGAUACAUUGGGAGAAGAAGAGACGUAUGUGACUGAUAUAAAGGCAGAAAAUAUAGAGGGAGAAGAAGAGACGUAUGUGACUGAUAUUAAAACAGAAGAUAUAGAGGGAGAAGAAGAGACGUAUGUGACUGCUAUAAAGGCAGAAGAUAUAGAGGGAGAAGAAGAGACGUAUGUGACUGAUAUGAAGGCAGAAGAUAUUGAGGGAGAAGAAGAGACGUAUGUGACUGAUAUAAAGGCAGAAGAUAUAGAGGGAGAAGAAGAGACGUAUGUGACUGAUAUAAAGGCAGAAGAUACAGAGGGAGAAGAAGAGACGUAUGUGAGAGGUGAUCAGCAGUGUAAGGAGGAGGAAAUCCCUACAGAUAUCAACACAGCAGAUGGACACACAAGCAGGAAUAUCUCAGAAGGACAUCUAAUGUUAUCCCCGGAUUGUGACAUAAAAGAUAAUGACAGUAGACAGGAUUCUCCAGGAAAUAAUCCCAUUACCCCAAUUAUACAUCCAGCUCUAUCAGCUGAUCCCCCUGAUCCUGGGAAAUGUUCUCCUGAUCACUCUGAUAUUGGAGCAUUUGUUACAGCUCUGACAGUAGAUACAGUGUUUCCCUGUUCUAUAGAUGCCAAAUGUUUUACACAGAACACAAAGCUUAUUACCCAUCAGCCAGCUAAGGCAGCUGAGAGGCAAUUUCCAUGUUCUGAGUGUGGAAAAUGUUUUACAUACAAAUCAGCUCUUGUUAGACAUCAGAGAAGUCACACAGGUGAGAGGACAUUUCCAUGUUCUGACUGUGGAAAAUGUUUUACUUGGAAAUCAUGUCUUGUUACACAUCAGCAAAGUCACACAGGUGAGAAGCCAUUUCCAUGUUCUGAGUGUGGGAAAUGUUUUGGCCGGAAAUCACAACUUGUUAGACAUCAGAGAACUCACACAGGUGAGAGGCCAUUUCCAUGUUCUGACUGUGGAAAAUGUUUUACUUGGAGAUCAAGUCUUGUUACACAUCAGCAAAGUCACACAGGUGAGAAGCCAUUUCCAUGUUCUGAGUGUGGGAAAUGUUUUGCCCGGAAAUCACAUCUUGUUAUACAUCAGAGAAGUCACACAGGGGAGAAGCCAUUUCCAUGUUCUGAGUGUGGGAAAUGUUUUGCAGGCAAACCAGAGCUUGUUAGACAUCAGAGAAGUCACACAGGUGAGAAGCCAUUUCCAUGUUCUGAGUGUGGGAAAUGUUUUGCAGACAAACCAGAGCUUGUUAGACAUCAGAGAAGUCACACAGGUGAGAAGCCAUUUUCUUGCUCUGAGUGUGAGAAAUGUUUUUCACAGAAAUCACAUCUUGUUGAUCAUCAGCGAAGUCACACAGGUGAGAAGCCAUUUCCAUGUCCUGAGUGUGGGAAAUGUUUUGCAGACAAAUUACAUCUUGUUAGACAUCAGAGAAGUCACACAGGUGAGAAGCCAUUUUCUUGCUCUGAGUGUGGGAAAUGUUUUGCCCAGAAAUCACAACUUGUUAGACAUCAGCUAAGUCACACAGGUGAGAGGCCAUUUCCAUGUUCUGAGUGUGGGAAAUGUUUUGCCCUGAAAUCAGAUCUUGUUAAACAUCAGAGAAGUCACACAGGUGAGAAGCCAUAUUCUUGCUCUGAGUGUGGGAAAUGUUUUACACAGAACUCAUAUCUUGUUAUACAUCACAGAAGUCACACAGGUGAGAAGCCAUUUCCAUGUUCUGAGUGUGGGAAAUGUUUUGCAGACAAAUUACAUCUUGUUAUACAUCAGAGAAGUCACACAGGUGAGAAGCCAUUUUCUUGCUCUGCGUGUGGGAAAUGUUUUGACCGGAAAUCACAACUUGUUAGACAUCAGCUAAGUCACACAGGUGAGAGGCCAUUUCCAUGUUCUGAGUGUGGGAAAUGUUUUGCCCUGAAAUCAGAUCUUGUUAAACAUCAGAGAAGUCACACAGGUGAGAAGCCAUAUUCUUGCUCUGAGUGUGGGAAAUGUUUUACACAGAACUCAUAUCUUGUUAUACAUCACAGAAGUCACACAGGUGAGAAGCCAUUUCCAUGUUCUGAGUGUGGGAAAUGUUUUAGACAGAAAUCACAUCUUGUUACACACCAGAGAAAUCACACAGGUGAGAAGCCAUUUUAAUCUUCUGGAGUAUACUUAUUAUUGCCAUGCGUUGUUCUUCAAGGUUCUUAUCCUAUGUCCUGUGCUUUUUGCAAUAUACAUGCAACCACUGGGUGAAAUAAUCGGCUGUCAUGCCCUCAUCUACCACUGCUAUGCAGAUGGUCUGUCUUUUGUUCUGGGUACUGAGAACCCAGUACCAAUACUAAAUGUCUAGCUGAGCUCCAGGUGUGGGUGAUGCCAGUUGGCUGUGACUCAGUCCUGGUAAAACAGGUCUUUAUGAUAGAAGCUCACCAACAAAGGACAGGGCUACAGCUCAGCUUUGUUACCAACCAGACUUACGCUUGGGGGUUCAGGUUUACAUAAUGCUGAUCCUGUGCAGAAUCUUGGUGUCCUGGAUGGUGGAGUGACACUUAGACAUCAGGUAUCAGCCACACUCAGAUCCUCAUCUGAGGAACAUAGCCAGACUCCAGCACUUUAUUCCCUCAGAAAAUCUACCUACAGUCAUACAUGCACUUGUAUCAUCACACAUAGACUACUGCAAUAUCCUCUACCUGGGUCUCCCAGCAAAAGAAUUGCACCGCUUGUAGCUUGUACAGAAUGCAGCAGCCAGGCUGUUACCUAACCAGCCUGUUCCUGCCACAUAACACCCAUUCUCUGCUCCCGCCACCGGCUGCCUGGAAGAUGGUGACUCUGGGCCUAAUUCAGGUUGGGUUGCAGUGUGUGAUCCAAACGGAAUUAUUGAGAAAAACUUGCGGACGCAUGCGCAGCGCCCGUCCUGCGUAUGCACCUGCAUUCUCUACAGGGGGCUGUAGGAAAUGUGAUUGCUUCUUGUUAAUCAGGUAGAGGCUGUCACGGGGUGUGGGGUAAAGCUCCGUUUCCAGUGAGAAGAUGGAGCGUUACAAGUGCGGUGUUGCGAGAAAGGGAGGCGGACAAACGGUCAUGUUCACUGUGGCUGCAUGACAUCACACGCAGCCAUCGCAAUCUAGAAGAACGCGGUGGGCAUCCUGCAGGCACAGCUAAGCUGGCAGGAUGCUUCACUAGUUUCUAAGAUGAAGCAGAAAUUGUGGAGCGAUCGCAAUUUCUGCUUCAUAAAAGGGGGAGGCGCCGGUCAGCAUACUGGGCUGCCUCGCCCUGCGAUGGGCAGCCCCGAGCACGCUAGAAAAAGGAUUGCUAAUUAGCAGCAUCUGCUAUCCUUACUGACUUACUGUAGGCCCCUAUUACAUAAUGUUACUGACUCUCCCAGCCCUACAUGACCAGGGUCCAUGUACCAGAAGCAGCUUCUGCCUCCUUACUGACUUACUGUAGGCCCUAUUACAUAAUCUUACUGACUCUCCCAGCCCUACAUGACCAGGGUCCAUGUACCAGAAGCAGCUUCUGCCUCCUUACUGACUUACUGUAGGCCCCUAUUACAUAAUUUUACUGACUCUCCCAGCCCUACA
Pseudophryne corroboree (corroboree frog) is the source of this 4474-nucleotide messenger RNA. RefSeq names its product zinc finger protein 84-like. The coding region runs from base 24 to 3056 and encodes 1010 amino acids. The record is from RefSeq and is a predicted model, not a curated record. The transcript is spliced from 6 exons. Gene Ontology annotation, biological process: regulation of transcription by RNA polymerase II. Lineage: Eukaryota; Metazoa; Chordata; Amphibia; Anura; Myobatrachidae. Gene Ontology annotation, cellular component: nucleus. Gene Ontology annotation, molecular function: RNA polymerase II cis-regulatory region sequence-specific DNA binding; DNA-binding transcription factor activity, RNA polymerase II-specific.